GACCUGCACGACUUCCGUUGUUGGGUUUCCUGCCCUCUCUGGAGCGCCAUCUCGUACACAAGCAGCUGUGGCGACUGUCGAACACUUACGGGCCCGUCGUGGGUCUCUAUUUCGGCAGGAAACCAUUCGUGAUAGUCAACGGCUGGGACGCCGUCAAGGAGUCUCUUGCAAAUGACGACUUAAACGGACGACCUGAGUUGCCUUUCCGGAAGAUGGCGAUGGGCGGAGAAAUGCUAGGCGUAAUGUUCGUGGAAGGUGAAUUCUGGAAAGAACAGCGUCGCUUUUCCCUGCAUCACUUCCGGAACCUGGGGUUCGGGAAGCGCUCGCACGAGAGCGUGAUCCACGAGGAGGCCAAGGAGCUCAUCGACGAGAUCCUGGACGCCGACGGCAGCGUCAAACUACAGGGAUUGCUCGGUAUAUCUUCCAUCAAUAUCCUGUGGGCGGUGAUGGGCGGCGUCAGAUUCCCGAGGAAGGACCCACAACUCAUGCAUCUCGUGGACAGCCUCAACAAACUCUUCAGAGCAGGAGAUGUGAGUGGGGGCUUGGUAAACGCGUUCCCGUUUCUGCGACAUUUCGUUUCGGAAAACCACAGAGAAAACAUUGUCCAAAGGGGGUUUGAUCUCGUCGAAAGCUUCAUUCAGAAAUCCGUGAAUGAACACAAGGCGGAGCUGGACAUAGCCAACCCAAGAGAUUUCAUUGACAUUUAUCUCACGGAGAUUCGUAACAAUAGCAAUAAUCCUAACACCUCUUUCACAGAGAAACAACUGAUCGCAGCAUGCACGGAUGUGUUCAGCGCUGGAGCUGAAACUGGCUCAGCAACUGUAGCCUUUUCUGUCAUGUUGAUGUGUCUCUUCCCGGAAGUUAUGAGAAAAGUGCAAAAGGAGAUUGACUCGGUAGUUGGACAAAACCGUUUUCCCAGCACAACAGACCGAAUGAAUUUACCUUAUGUGGAGGCAACAAUGGCAGAAAUUUUCCGGUUUCGCGGGGCAGCACCGCUGACCGUUCCGCACAAGGCCCUGCGAGACACUAUUUUGCAGGGUCAUCGCAUCCCAGGCGAUACAGUUGUGAUGAACAAUUUAUACAGUGUCCAAAUGGACCCGGAAUACUGGGGCGACCCUGAAAACUUCCGUCCGGAACGCUUUAUCAACGCUGAUGGAACCUUCCGCAAAGACGAGCGAAUGAUCCCUUUCGGGAAAGGUCGACGGCUGUGUCUCGGGGAGCCUCUCGCUCGCAUGACAUCGUUUCUGCUGUUCGCGGCGCUCGUGCAGCAUCUAGACUUCGAGCUCGACCCCGCCGUCCCCGUCACCAACACGGAGGGCGUCGCAGGAUUCACGCUCGGCCCGCCGGAGUUCAGAUUUCUUCCCAACCCCAGACAUUAAAGAAGGAAUGUCUCUAGACUGAUAUGUUCCAUCAUUUUUGUUUUUCAAACAAAACUGUUAUUAUUGCACAACUGCUGCAAUUACAUAUUCCUACAGCAGUAACAUUUUCUUAUAUUCUGACUAUUACUAGAGUAAAAUUAUAUAUGGUGAUCGUUACACUGUAAUCAACAUCAAAUUUUCAUUCCUUAUACUGUGGAUCGUCACUGCAAGAUAUACAAAUUCUGAUUACCAUUUCCAUUCUAAGUAAAUGAUUAAGAAACACAGUUAACAGAUGAAAUAACAGAAAACUUCUGAAAUAAACAGUGUAUAUUUGAUGACUUUACAAGAACUAUUUAUGUUAUGACUUCUUAAAAAGAAAUAAAGAAAAUGAUUUA
This is a messenger RNA of Penaeus monodon (black tiger shrimp), 1753 nucleotides long. Its product is annotated as methyl farnesoate epoxidase-like. Gene Ontology annotation, biological process: xenobiotic metabolic process. Lineage: Eukaryota; Metazoa; Arthropoda; Malacostraca; Decapoda; Penaeidae. The record is from RefSeq and is a predicted model, not a curated record. The coding region runs from base 213 to 1379 and encodes 388 amino acids. Gene Ontology annotation, cellular component: intracellular membrane-bounded organelle; cytoplasm. The transcript is spliced from 9 exons. Gene Ontology annotation, molecular function: iron ion binding; heme binding; oxidoreductase activity, acting on paired donors, with incorporation or reduction of molecular oxygen, reduced flavin or flavoprotein as one donor, and incorporation of one atom of oxygen.